Messenger RNA from Gossypium arboreum, 1112 nucleotides. Its product is annotated as zinc finger AN1 and C2H2 domain-containing stress-associated protein 16. The coding region runs from base 233 to 994 and encodes 253 amino acids. Lineage: Eukaryota; Viridiplantae; Streptophyta; Magnoliopsida; Malvales; Malvaceae. The record is from RefSeq and is a predicted model, not a curated record. Gene Ontology annotation, cellular component: cytoplasm. Gene Ontology annotation, molecular function: zinc ion binding. The transcript is spliced from 2 exons.
UCCAAAUUUCUUAAAAAGAAAAAAAAAAUGGAGAAAAGAGGAAAUUUCAACGACAUCUUAAUUCUUUGUGGGCAUUUCAACUUUCGGUUCCGUGGAUUCUCCCUGAAUCUGCGAAAUUCGAAAGCCAAUUCCGUUUCCGACCGAAUCCUCGCCAAAAAGAAACGUAAAUUCUCCUCAUCCAAAAUUCGGAUUUAGCUGCUUGGUUUCGGAGAGGAAUCGGAAAAUUACAACAAUGGGGACUCCAGAAUUCCCUGAUCUUGGAAGGCAUUGCAGCGUUCAACAUUGCAAACAAAUUGAUUUCUUGCCUUUCACUUGCGAUCGCUGCGAUCUGUCAUAUUGCUUGGAACAUCGAAGCUACAUUAAACAUCAGUGUUCGAAAGCUGGCAACAACGACGUUACCGUCGUGAUUUGCCCGCUAUGUGCCAAAGGAGUUCGCUUAAUUCCUAAUGAAGAUCCAAACAUCUCUUGGGAAACACAUGUGAAUACUGAAUGUGAUCCAUCAAAUUAUGAUAAAGUAAUUAAAAAAAUGAAAUGCCCAGUUCGUCGUUGCAAAGAAGUCUUGACAUUUUCCAACACAAUCAAGUGUAAGGACUGUAGUGUAGACCAUUGUUUAAAACACCGGUUUGGGCUCGACCACGAUUGUCCCGGACCUAAGAAACCUGCAACAACAUCCUCGUCUUUUUGGGCUACAAGUUUGCUUAAUGUAGCUUCUAGUUUUCGGGAAAACAGGCAAGUGGCGAGGGAUGGGGCGGGGCUGCGACGUAGCAGCAGUGGCAGUGCUGGGCAAAUGGAGGAAUGCCCACAAUGUAGGGUGAAAUUUUCAUCGGUUACCGCAUUGGUGGAGCAUGUGAAGAAGGUGCAUGAGAGGAACAACCAGUCUCGAGUUCUUAAGAUGUCUAUUGAUGUUUGCCCCAAGUGUGGUAGAGGGUUUCGUGAUCCGGUCUCCCUUGUUGAGCAUGUUGAGAAGGAUCAUGGCGGCACUUCCAAAGCAUAAAAGGAUGUUUGGCUUCAAAUGGUGGAUCCAUUUUUUUUUAAUGAUUUUUCAAUAUUCCAUUUGUUGGUUUCUUGUGAGAAUUUAAACUUGAAGUUAAAUAGAAGUGUUCAUGACAUAA